This is a messenger RNA of Cuculus canorus (common cuckoo), 3676 nucleotides long. Its product is annotated as cytosolic phospholipase A2 epsilon. Gene Ontology annotation, biological process: glycerophospholipid catabolic process. Gene Ontology annotation, molecular function: calcium-dependent phospholipid binding; calcium ion binding. The transcript is spliced from 20 exons. Lineage: Eukaryota; Metazoa; Chordata; Aves; Cuculiformes; Cuculidae. Bases 78 to 2504 code for a protein of 808 amino acids. Gene Ontology annotation, cellular component: cytosol. The record is from RefSeq and is a predicted model, not a curated record.
UUGUGAGUCACUGCCAGCUGUUGCCUCCAACAGUGAAGUGACAUCCUGUAUCUGACUUGUAUUUAGCUGGGAGCACAAUGGGAUCGUACUUGAGUGCUCGUGAGACUGAGGAAUGUCCAUGCUGCUCGCUCUCUGUGAAAAUCAUAAGAAUGAGAAAUCUGAGAAAGGCAGAUCUAUUUAGUCAAACCGAUUGCUAUGUAAGCCUGUCCUUGCCCACUGCUUCCCCUGAGACUGUCCGGACCAAAACCAUCAAGAACUGCAAAGAUCCAGUGUGGAAUGAAACCUUUUGCUUCAGGAUCCAAAGCCAAGUAAAAAAUAUUCUCGAGCUGAAAGUCUAUGAUGAAAAUGAAGUCAUUAAAGAUGACCUCCUCUUCACCGUCCUCUUUGAUAUUGCUAAAAUCCAGCUUGGAGAAACAGUUCACUUGACCUUUCAGCUAAAUCCAAAGACAAAAGAGAUGCUGGAGGUUGAGUUUGCAUCGGAGAGCAUUCCGGUCCCUCCUGAAAAGCUUGUCACUAAUGGUGUAUUAGUGUCUCGUGAAAUUUCCUGUUUGGAAGUCCUGGUGGACAACAGAUGGAUGAAGAAAAAACCUUCAGAAAAAGACUUCUUAUUUUCAGUGAAGGGUUCCUAUGAAGACAGACAAACCCUGUUGCUGGGCUCUUCCCAGCGAACUUUGGAGCCCCUGGACUUCCAUUACAUUAAAUAUAGCCUGUCCAAGCUGUGCAUGGCUCUACCUGCGAAGCCUCCUUUCUUCUCGUGUACCUCAGGUGAAGAGAAAAAUAAAGAUUGCCAUGUGUCCUUCACCAUUCCCCUGGAUUCACUUCCCUUCGAAGAGACAGUAGCAGUAACAAAGGAUGAAACAAUCAAUUUACAUGUAAAGUCAAAAGACUGGUCAAGAAACUUAGAUGUUCGCUUGGAGUUUGAUCUGUGUAUGGAGGAGAAAAAUUUCCUGCAGAAACGGAAGAAGUUUGUGGCUUCUGCUCUGAAAAAAGCUCUUUGUUUAGAACAAGAUCUGCAAGACCAUGAGGUACCAGUUGUGGCAGUAAUGACAACAGGAGGUGGCACCCGGGCACUGACAUCUCUGUUAGGCAACCUCUUGGGUCUUCAGAAGCUGGAUCUCUUAGAUGCUAUUUCAUAUAUCACUGGAUCAUCUGGUUCAACAUGGACCUUGUCUCAUUUGUAUCAGAGCCGUGAUUGGUCACACAAGCAUCUGUCUGGACCAAUUGGUGAAGUCCGCAGACACAUGACCAAGAGCAAGUUAAGCUGCUUUUCCCUGGACAGCUUGAAGUACUAUGACAAGGAACUAAAACUGCGGAAGCAAGAGGGAUACCAAAUCUCUAGUGUUGACUUUUGGGGCCUUCUGCUGGAGAAAGCAUUAAGUGAUGGGAAAAACAACCACAAACUCUCAGAUGAGCGACAAGCACUGGAUCACGGUCAGAAUCCCUUACCUAUCUACAUGAUCCUCAACAUCAAAGAAGACUACAGCCUUUCAGAGUUCAAAGAAUGGGUGGAGUUCACUCCUUAUGAGGUUGGGUUUUUAAAAUAUGGUGCCUUCAUUCGCCCAGAGGAUUUUGGCAGCGAAUUCUUCAUGGGUCGCCUGAUGAAGAAGCUCCCUGAAUCCCGCAUCUGCUUCUUGAAAGGCCUGUGGAGCAACGUCUUUUCCUACAAUCUGUUGGAUGCCUGGCAUUCAUCGGAUCCUACAGAAAGGUGCUCACUGAGGUGCACCCAACACAGGAGUGUUGAAGUUGAAGGAGACGAGCCUUCCCUACCAGCCAGGAGCCAUGAGUUGGAGACUUAUUUAGUCACUCCUGAAUGUGGCAUCAUGGGCAUCAUUCGGCAGGUCCUGACUGAGCGGGUGAUGGUUUCUAAGUUCUAUAACUUCCUGAAGGGUUUCCAGAUGCACAAUGAAUACCUCCAGAGCAGAAAUUUCUGCCGAUGGAAAGAUACUGUGCUAGAGAAUUUCCCCAACCAACUGACAGAAACAGCAGAGUUCAUGUGCCUGGCAGACACAGCAGGAUACAUCGAUAUCAGCUACCCGCCACUCAUGAGGCCAGAGAGGAAAGUGGAUGUUGUCCUACACUUAAACUAUUCUUCUGGAUCACAGACAUCGCCUUUGGAAGAAGCCUCCAAGUACUUCCAAAAGCAAGGAAUCCCAUUUCCCAAAAUACAUCUGAGUGAAGAAGAAAAGAAAAAUCUAAAAGAGUGCUACAUCUUUGAAGAUGCAGAGAUCCCAGAAGCGCCAACAGUGGUGUUUUUCCCACUGGUGAAUGAUACCUUCAGAAAAUACAAGGAGCCUGGUGUGGAGCGCAGUCCAGCUGAGAUGGCGCAGGGCAAUGUGGAUGUUUCCAGUGUUUUUUCCCCAUACUGCUUAAACAGCUUUACCUACACAGAGGAAGAGUUUGACAAGCUAGUAGAACUGACCAGCUACAACAUUCAAAACAACAAAGAUCUGAUCCUUCAGGCUUUGAAUUCUGCUAUAGAGCAGAAACGACAAUACAAAAAAUGAAUGCUGUCCUGAGUUUCAAAAUAUUUUUUUCCUGCAAAGAAUCAAGACCUGUUGGUGAAUGAACAUGAUGGACUUGGAAAGUACCAAGACUUGUCUCAGCCUGUGGCUCCUCUAUCCACAUGGCAAUGCUAGAUAAACGAAUCAAACAAAAUAAUUAUUAGUCUCGUGCUUUAUUUAUGUUGGACUGCAGGGCUGAUGAAUAUUUUUUCUUGUACAUACAUGUAUAUGCAUUAAAUUAAAUCUUAAGAAGUAUUGGGCUUAUUGAUGAAUUUUAAAAAUUAUGAAUGUGGUACAGCAAUAACGAUUCUUUCAAAAUUUACUGUACUAGUAGAAGUUAUAGAUGAAGUGAAGAUAAAUGAGGUACAGAUAUUUAAUCCAUUCUAAUCUAGUGCAACAGAAAAAUACAUAAUAAAUGUGAAGCAUUUCAAAGACAAGGAAAAACUGUAUUUUUGUAUAGUGUCACCAAGAACUUUGCUGGAAAUAACAUGCAAAACUAAACAGGAAAAAAUAUAGAAAACCUGAGAUUUCAUGUGGAAAAUACAGUUUUUCUAUACGUCUGGAUUUACAAGUUUUAUUACACCAGCAAUAUUUAAGUAUGGAAGAUCCUUUGGAAGUGACCUUUCCAAAUUGCGUUGCAAGUCAGGAUUGGCUGUACUGGUGUGUGUACAAGUACUUAACCUAGGGUUGUGCUUUUCACUGGAUGCUUAUAGUAUUCAGAGGAUCCAGCUGAGUAUCUAUGUCACAUCAAUUCAAACAGGUUUACUAGUACUUCUUGUUAUUGUAGAAUGGGAUGCUGUGAGAUUAAUAACAUAAAUGGAACAAGGUAAUUUGUUGAAACUUUUGAGAUUAAGACCAAAAUAAUAAUUUGCAUUAUGAAGUAUUUUAAUAACACAAGUACUCUGUAAACCUGUUUAAUUACAACAGAUAUGUUAAUCUAAAAAAAGAUAUGAUGCUUCAGUCAGUAUCAGCGGCCCUUAAUUACUUCAAAUUUAAAUGAAAUGCAGUAAUUUGCUUGUGCUGAGGUAACUUGCAUUGGCAUGCACAGAAAUAUGCACAAUACAAUCACAGCCAAAACAAAAUAAAUCCUUAGUUCAAAAUGAAAUUUGAACCUCUAAAAGGCUGAAAAUUUCUCAUUCAUCUUGCUGUCAUUGUAAGUCUCUCCUGUCAAACAU